This is a messenger RNA of Myxocyprinus asiaticus (Chinese sucker), 1431 nucleotides long. Its product is annotated as complement C1q tumor necrosis factor-related protein 4-like. The record is from RefSeq and is a predicted model, not a curated record. Bases 86 to 1195 code for a protein of 369 amino acids. Gene Ontology annotation, molecular function: protein binding. The transcript has 2 exons. Lineage: Eukaryota; Metazoa; Chordata; Actinopteri; Cypriniformes; Catostomidae.
AAUAACAUUUGGACAGCUUCACAGAGUUGUGAAAACGGAGUCUACUUGCGGCUUUCAGGACAGAAAGAAGCUGUCCAUCACAGAAAUGAACUUUCUGCAGACAUUUACACCAGCUGGUGAGACUUUAUGGAGACCAUGCAGAAGUGUUUCCUGUUUACUGGGGCUGCUCACCUAUCUGGACUGUGUGACUCCCUUAAACAUUACUCCAAUGACAUCAGGCCUGCGCUCGGCCUUCUCUGCCACACGUAGUACCAGUGUCUUGGGUGGCUCUCACCGAGCUGUUACCUUUGACCAUCUCCUAGUCAACGUUGGUGAUGACUUCAACCCAGAUACAGGCCAUUUUCGAUGCCGCUUGCCUGGCACAUACUACUUCUCAUUUACAGUGGGAAAGUUCCCAAAGAAGAUGCUGUCGGUAAUGUUGGUGAAAAAUAGGAUGGAGGUUCAGGCCAUCGCACAUGACGGAUCCAGGAACCAAGGCCGCAAGGUGGAGAGUCAGAGUGUGAUGAUCAGUCUGAAGCCCUUUGAUACAGUCUACCUGCUGCUUCAGGAGAGCCCAGACUAUGUCAUCUACAGCAACAUCGGACCACACAUCACAUUUAGUGGUUAUCUCGUCUACCAAGAUUCCACUUCCUCAAUUGGGUAUCUCAAUAAUCACUUGUCUCCUCCUGGGCUCCAUCUCCCAGUUUGUCCUCCCCCUGUGGACCCUCACUAUGAUUGGAAUAGAAGAGCAGCCAAUGAGGAACCAAGGUCUGCUUUUUCAGUGGCAAGGACAUCAUCGGAACUGGGAGAACACAGAGGAUAUCAUGAGAGAGUAGCUCUCACAUUUGACGUGGAGUACGUCAACAUAGGUGGCCAUUUCAACAAAACAUCCGGACGUUUCACCUGCCACUUUCCUGGUGCAUACUAUUUCGCAUUUACUGUGGGUAAGCACCCCCGCCGGGCGGUCUCAGUGAAACUGAUGAGGGGCAGAGCGGAGGUUCAAGCCAUGGUGUUCAAUGAGGAUAUGUCUCGGAGGAGAGAGAUGCAGAGUCAGAGUCUACUGUUGUCACUGAAGAGAGGAGACAGCAUUUGGCUGUACAGUCAACAGGAUGAGGGCUAUGCUGUUUACAGCAACCAGGGACGCUACACAACCUUCUCUGGUUUCCUUGUCUACCCUGAUGGUGAAUCCAUGAACACAGACAGAACUUUCCCCUGAGACCUGAAGCCAGCUUAAGAGCAUUUUUCUUAACAUAGUGUUGAUGCCAAGUGCAGUACCUUUAUAUACUGUUCCAGCUAAGAUAUAUCACUGUUGAAUAUUUAUCAUCUUAUUCAUCUUAUACUCAAAUCAUAAUGUAAAUAUUGUACACUUUUGUGGGUUAAACUUAAUAAUAAUGGUAAUAACCUUCAUUUAUAGCUUUAUCUUAUUAUAUUAUAUAAUGGAUUGCAGGUGAU